UCGGCGUGCGCGGUGUGCAGCUCUGCGAGCGCCCCUAAGCGCGGGCCGCGGCGGUGGUAGCUUAGUCAGGUUGUUCUAUGAUGAGGCUUUUGCUAUGGCUAAUGACCCCUUGGAAGGCUUCCAUGAAGUGAACCUUGCUUCACCUACUUCUCCAGACCUCCUUGCUGUGUAUGAACCAGGAACUCAAGAGCAGACUACCUCACCUAGCGUCAUCUACCGGCCACAUCCUUCAGCUUUGUGCUCCACCCCUAUCCAGGCUAAUGCCUUAGAUGUUUCUGACCUUCCUACACAACCUGUGUAUUCCUCCCCAAGACGUUUAAAUUGUGCGGAAAUAUCCAGUGGCAGCAUCCAUGGUACAGAUCCAGCACCUUGUUCUACCUCUGGAGUCACAGCUGGGUUACUUAAACUAACUACAAGAAAGGACAACUGUAGUGCAGAGAGGGAGUUUUUACAGGGUGCUACUAUAACAGAAGCUUGUGAUGGCAGUGAUGAUAUUUUUGGGUUGAGUACUGAUAGUCUGUCCCGCUUACGAAGCCCAUCUGUUUUGGAAGUUAGAGAAAAGGGCUAUGAAAGAUUAAAAGAAGAACUUGCAAAAGCUCAGAGGGAACUGAAGUUAAAAGAUGAAGAGUGUGAGAGGCUUUCUAAAGUGCGAGAUCAACUUGGACAGGAGUUGGAGGAACUCACAGCUAGUCUAUUUGAGGAAGCUCAUAAGAUGGUGAGAGAAGCAAAUGUCAAGCAGGCAACAGCAGAAAAACAGCUAAAAGAAGCACAAGGAAAAAUUGAUGUACUCCAAGCUGAAGUAGCUGCAUUGAAGACACUUGUAUUGUCCAGUUCUCCAACGUCACCUACACAAGAGCCUCUGCCAGGUGGAAAGGCACAUUUUAAAAAGGGCCAUACAAGAAAUAAAAGUACAAGCAGUGCUAUGAGUGGCAGUCAUCAGGACCUCAGUGUGAUACAGCCAAUUGUAAAAGACUGCAAAGAGGCUGACUUAUCCCUGUAUAAUGAAUUCAGAUCUUGGAAGGAUGAGCCCACAAUGGACAGAACCUGUCCUUUCUUAGACAAAGUCUAUCAGGAAGAUAUCUUUCCUUGUUUAACCUUCUCAAAAAGUGAGUUGGCUUCAGCUGUUCUGGAAGCUGUGGAGAACAACACUUUAAGCAUUGAACCAGUGGGAUUACAACCUGUUCGAUUCGUGAAAGCAUCUGCAGUUGAAUGCGGAGGACCAAAAAAAUGUGCUCUCACAGGUCAGAGCAAGUCCUGUAAACACAGAAUUAAACUAGGGGACUCAAGCAACUACUACUAUAUUUCUCCUUUUUGCAGAUACAGGAUCACUUCUGUCUGUAACUUUUUCACAUACAUUCGGUACAUUCAGCAGGGACUUGUGAAACAGCAAGAUGUUGACCAAAUGUUUUGGGAAGUUAUGCAGUUGAGAAAAGAGAUGUCAUUGGCAAAGCUGGGCUAUUUCAAAGAGGAACUCUGAUGUUCUGCCUGGGACCAUCCAUGAACCUCCCUGAAGACUUGGAAAAUAGCUGAAUAUUUUUACGGUUACUUGAUAUUUAUUUCCAAGGAGCGGGUCCAAGACUUUUUCCCUCUUUUGCAGAUUAUACUAAGAAGUACUGUGAUUUCUUUUUAAA
Budorcas taxicolor (takin) is the source of this 1631-nucleotide messenger RNA. It is a transcript of the gene RAB3IP, whose product is annotated as RAB3A interacting protein. The transcript has 11 exons. The coding region runs from base 95 to 1477 and encodes 460 amino acids. The record is from RefSeq and is a predicted model, not a curated record. Gene Ontology annotation, biological process: exocytosis. Gene Ontology annotation, molecular function: guanyl-nucleotide exchange factor activity. Lineage: Eukaryota; Metazoa; Chordata; Mammalia; Artiodactyla; Bovidae. Gene Ontology annotation, cellular component: Golgi to plasma membrane transport vesicle.